CAGGCCCUCCUCUGCUGGCCCUGCUGGCUGGCAGGAGGCUCAGCCAUCGCGGCCUGCUCCGCCAGUCGCUCUGUGACCUGGGACACAUUACUUCUCGGUGUCUGCCUCAGGCUUCCUGUCAGUUAAAUGGCGCCGGCAUCCCCUGCGGCCACACUGGGCCCUGGUGCCCGCUAAUGUCCAGUGGCCCGCUAAUGUCCAGUGAAGCGUGUUUCUGUCCCCUCCAGGCUCCCGUCGCCAUGGGGAUGGCUGUCCCGGGCCACCUCUGGGCACUACUCCUGCUCCCGCUCUUGGCGCUUGGGGUCCCCACCGAGGAGCCCAGCUCUGGGGAAGCGGUGGCCUCUGGUCCUCCUGGGCGCUGCCGACGGUGCUGUGACCCUGGUGAGCUCCCGGCCCCCGCCGCCGCCCUGCCGUACCUGCUGCCUGAGGUCAAGCCCUACAUUAACAUCACCAUCCUGAAGGGUGACAAAGGGGACCGAGGCCUGCUGGGCACACCCGGGAAGCCGGGCAGGGAGGGCCCGCGGGGGGAGCGGGGGCCGCAGGGCAGCAAGGGCACCAAGGGGCAGGCGGGCAGCCCCGGCAGCCCGUGCCAGACCCGGUUCUCGGCCUUCUCGGUGGGCCGCAAGACGGCCCUGCACAGCAGCGAGGGCUUCCAGCCGCUGCUCUUCGACACGGUCUUCGUGAACCCCGACGGCCACUUCGACCUGGCCACCGGCCGCUUCGUGGCCCCGCUGCGGGGGCUGUACUUCUUCAGCCUCAACGUGCACAGCUGGAACUUCAAGGAGACCUACGUGCACGUGGUGCACAACGAGCGGGCGGCCGUCAUCCUGUACGCCCAGCCCAGCGACCGCAGCAUCAUGCAGAGCCAGAGCGUGAUGCUGGCCCUGGCGCCCGGCGACCGCGUCUGGGUGCGGCUGUUCAAGCGCGAGCGGGAGAAUGCCAUCUACAGCGACGACGUGGACACCUACAUCACCUUCAGCGGCCACCUCGUCAAGCCCGAGGACGACUAGCGCCUCCGGGGGCCCCCUGGCCGGAGGGGCCCGGACCCCGCGUUCCGGGCAGCCCCCCUCUUCUUCCUGGCCCUCUGUCCCUGCCCCUCUCCUCUGGUGGCUGCGCUUUAGACCACCUGCCCUGCGUGUUCUAGAACCUUCCCCACCGGUGCUUCUCAGAUAGGAAAGUGCCCGCCAAUCACCUGGGGGCAGUAAAAUGCAGAGUGGUGGUGGGGGCCCCGGAGCCUGCGUUUCUGACCUGAGUUAGGCCAAAUGGGGGCCGCUGGCCUGUGGGCCCGCGUAGACAGCCAGACCUUGCGCGGCGUUCUGGGGCUUCCUGGGCUUUCUGGAAUCCUCCAAGUGUUCUAGAAUCCCGCCAGCAUCCUGCUGGCCAGUUGAGCCCUUUGGACUCGCCCUCCGCCCCCGACCGUCCUCUCCCUCCCUCCCUCACACCCGCUCUGCGCCCCACCCGUGCAGCGUGUGGGUUCACUCAGUCGUGAAGCACACGGAGGUGAGGGGACACAGGCCUGCCCGCGGGCCGCAGACCCAGAGACGGGCGGGAACCCCCCAAGCCUGUGCGCUGGUUCAGUGCUGUGGCCCCUCACUUGCCGCGGCCCCUCAAGGCUGGCGGGACGGAGUUACUGGGCCUGGGGGGGGGGGUCCCCUGCCCACUCCUCUCUGUCCUAACCGUGCCCAUCAGUAAAGCCAACCCAAGGGGCCUUGGGCAGGGUAAGGGUGCUGUGAGGGACCCAGAGGCAUUUGGGGGUAAAGCUGGUCCCCGGGGAGAGUGCCCAGCCCCGUAGCUCCCCACACAGCUGGCGGGGCCCAGUGAAGCUCUCUCACCUCCUCCCACCCCAUUCCUGGGACUGUCAGGGCCUUGCCCGUGGGCCUCAGCCCUCCGCCUCCCUGCGUGCUGGCCCUGGGCCCUCCGGCCCCCAGCCCCGGGGGCUCUCAGGCUUUGUUCAGGCUGAGGUGUGGUGGGCAGCAUCCCACAGAGCCUCCCCUGGUAGGUGCUUCUUUCACAAAUGCCGCGGGUGCUGGGCAGGGGCGGCCCAGGCUCGGUCCCUCAGCAGGUCUGGGGAGCUGGACAGGCCACAUUCCAGGCGGGUCGGGGUCCUCUGAGCCACCAGCCAAGGAAGGCACUGGGCGAGAGCAGUACUCAGGAAGGGGCAUCGGCCUGAGGGCCCCCUCCUGCCCCCGGGGUGGCACGGCCUGACUGCCCUGGUCUCCUCGCCCCCCACUCCAGGUGGCCCGACACUCCCGGGGAGCCGGCCGCCGUCACUGGUGCUUACGCAGACCCUGGGCCAGACAGGGCCCGGGGGGUGCUCUCUGGUGCUCCUGCAGCUCGGGGCGCGGCUGCAGGGCUGUGGGGCUGGGGCCUGAACAGAGCCAGCC
Molecule: messenger RNA, 2381 nt
Organism: Condylura cristata (star-nosed mole)
Lineage: Eukaryota; Metazoa; Chordata; Mammalia; Eulipotyphla; Talpidae
Gene: C1QTNF6
Product: C1q and tumor necrosis factor related protein 6
Exons: 2
Coding region: 174-1007 (277 amino acids)
Molecular function (GO): protein binding
Source: RefSeq, a predicted model, not a curated record